Molecule: messenger RNA, 5744 nt
Organism: Labrus bergylta (ballan wrasse)
Lineage: Eukaryota; Metazoa; Chordata; Actinopteri; Labriformes; Labridae
Source: RefSeq, a predicted model, not a curated record
CACAAAAAAAGCACUCACGCAGUCUGGGCUGGGUCUGCUUGCUGCUUACAAGGAGGGGGACUCUUGUAUUCAUGGUGGUGCAGUGAUAACCUGAGCAUUUUUCCCCCUUUUUUUCAUCUUUUUUCCCCUUUUUCUUUUUGGGCACAGGGAAGGCUCAUGUCUGUCUUAUAGACAUGAUGGGCUUCGUGCAUUUAAGGACUUUCUUUUUUCUCAUCGUCUCCGGGGCUCAGGUUUUGAUUGUUUCAUGUCAAGACGGGACCAGUGGAGAUGAAUUGGGCUGCACGGCUGACGGCCAGACUUACACCAACAAGGACAUCUGGAAGCCGGAGCCAUGCAGGAUCUGUGUGUGCGACAACGGCCAGGUCCUGUGCGAUGAGAUCCAAUGUGACGAGCUGAGCAACUGUGACAAAGUGGUCAUCCCCGAUGGAGAGUGCUGUCCUGUGUGUCAGAGUGGCUCAUCAGGCGGCGGCGGAGGCGGCGGGGGUGGUGGCGGCCGGAUCUUUAGGGGCCAGAAAGGAGAACCAGGGGAUGUCCCACUCGUGACUGGUAUUAGAGGUCGCCCUGGACCUAUGGGACCUCCCGGCUCCCCAGGAGAGAGGGGAGCUCGAGGAAACAAAGGAAGACCUGGACUACGAGGCUCUGCAGGUUAUGAUGGAGAGCCUGGAGUACCAGGUCAGCCUGGGGAACCAGGACCUCCAGGACAUCCAACGCACCCAGGAGGCCUGGGAUCUGAGAUGGCUGGAUUAUCAGAGGGAAAAAUGGGACCUCAGGGCAUGUUAACUGGCUCAAGGGGGGAGGCUGGAGCCAGAGGACCACCUGGACCAAACGGCACACCUGGUCAUGCUGGAACACAAGGACCUCCUGGAGAAGUCGGUGAUCCAGGACACAUGGGAACAUCUGGGCAGAGGGGACCUGAGGGCCCUCCAGGGAAACCAGGUGAAGAUGGAGAGUCAGGCACACCAGGAAAUAGUGGAGAAGUUGGAUUCCCUGGAUCAGCUGGAUCCAGAGGAUUUCCAGGAACUCCUGGACCUCCUGGGCUGAAGGGUCACAGGGGUCACGGUGGACCUAUUGGCCAAAAAGGUGAACAUGGAACUGUUGGAUCCAAGGGUGCUACAGGCCCCUCUGGUCCAAUGGGAGCACCUGGACCCAUGGGUCCUGCUGGGAUGCCAGGGGAGAGAGGACGCUCUGGACCCGGCGGUAUAGCUGGAAAGCGUGGUCCACCUGGUAACGUCGGGAAACCUGGUCCAAUGGGUCCCUUGGGUCUCAGUGGACCAUCUGGAUAUCCUGGAUCACCAGGAAUGAAGGGACAACCUGGCCCCACAGGAGUCCGUGGUCCAGAGGGCCCCCAGGGACAGAGAGGAGAGACCGGUCACCUUGGCAGGGCUGGACCAGUUGGCCUCAGGGGAAUCAUGGGUACAGAUGGUGGCCCGGGUGCCAAAGGACCAGUGGGUAAUCUUGGCCCACAAGGUCAAGGUGGCCAUCUUGGACCCGCUGGUCCACCAGGACCCCAAGGAAGCACUGGUCAGCCUGGGAUCAAAGGAACAUUGGGAGAUGUUGGUGUGCCAGGAUUCAAAGGAGAAGCUGGACCCAAAGGAGAACCUGGUCCUCCAGGAUCCCAGGGAGUGAUUGGACCUCAGGGUGAAGAAGGAAAGCGAGGACAACGCGGUGACUCUGGCUCUGUCGGCCCUGCAGGCCCCGUUGGAGAGAGAGGAUCUCCUGGUAACAGAGGAUUCCCUGGUGCUGAUGGCAUGCCAGGACCCAAGGGUGCCCUAGGAGAUCGUGGAACAUCUGGACCACAUGGGCCCAAAGGCUCACUAGGAGACCCUGGUCGUACAGGAGAGGCUGGUCUACCAGGUGCAAGGGGUCUCACUGGUACCCCUGGAGUCCAGGGAGCAGAAGGAAAGCCAGGUCCACUGGGUGCCGCAGGUGAAGAUGGUCGUCCAGGCCCUGCAGGGUCCAUUGGAAACAGAGGACCAGCAGGAACCAUGGGAGUGCCAGGCCCUAAAGGAUUUAAUGGUGACCCAGGAAAGACAGGUGAACAAGGAUCUGCAGGAGUAGCUGGUCAGAGAGGUCCUCCUGGAAAAGAUGGAGAAGUUGGCCCUGCUGGACCCCCUGGCCCUGCUGGUGUCGCAGGAGACAGAGGAGAGCAGGGACCUCCAGGUGUAAAUGGAUUUCAGGGUCUGCCUGGAAAUCAAGGCCCUCCAGGAGAAUCCGGAAAACCAGGCGACCAAGGUAUUCCUGGAGAGCUGGGUGCUGUGGGCCAGAUUGGACCACGGGGAGAGCGAGGAAUCCCUGGGGAGAGAGGAGAGCUGGGUUCAACUGGUCUGCAGGGGCCUAAGGGGAUCCCUGGUGCACCCGGUCCUGAUGGUCCAAAGGGUAGUCCUGGUCCCCCUGGUGCACUUGGUGAUGUUGGUCCCCCAGGUCUUCAAGGAAUGCCAGGAGAGAGGGGCAUCUCUGGCCCUCCUGGGCCCAAAGGUGACAGAGGAGCGAUUGGUGAGAAAGGAUCAGAAGGCACAGCUGGAAAUGACGGUGCUAGAGGAACCCCAGGUCCUGUCGGCCCACUCGGACCUGCUGGGCCCAGCGGAGAGAAGGGAGAACCUGGACCCAAGGGGCCAGGUGGACCUCCAGGAUCCAGAGGAGUGCCAGGGGGAAGAGGUGACCCUGGUCCCAUUGGUAGUGUUGGAUUUGCUGGAACUCCUGGCCCUGAUGGUCAACCUGGAGUCAAGGGAGAGCCUGGAGAGCCAGGCCAGAAAGGAGAUGCUGGAUCACCAGGACCUCAAGGCUUGUCUGGUGCUCACGGGCCGCCUGGGCCAACUGGUGUUGCUGGGCUGAAAGGCGGACGAGGAACUCAGGGUGCACCAGGCCCCACUGGUUUCCCUGGAUCUGCAGGGAGAGUCGGUCCUCCGGGUCCCACUGGGCCCGCUGGAGAGCCCGGACCCAUUGGAGCACCUGGAAAAGAAGGUCCUGCUGGUCUUCGCGGAGACCACGGACCCCCUGGAAGACAAGGAGAACGAGGACCAGCAGGACCAGUUGGAAGCCCCGGAGACAAAGGGGACUCUGGAGAGGACGGACCCACGGGUCCUGAUGGUCCUCCAGGUCCAGCUGGAACUACAGGACAGAGAGGCAUUGUGGGUCUUCCUGGUCAGAGAGGAGAGCGCGGGAUGCCAGGUCUUCCAGGACCUGGGGGCCCACCAGGAAAACAAGGAUCCACAGGAACACCUGGAGAUAAAGGCCCUCCAGGACCAGUUGGUUCUCCUGGGUUAAACGGACCUCGUGGUGAUCCUGGUCCUGAUGGCCCUGCAGGGUCUGAUGGUCCUCCAGGCAAAGAUGGAGUUCUGGGACAGCGGGGAGACCGUGGAGAUUUUGGUCCAGAAGGUUUGAUUGGUCCUCAGGGACUUCCCGGCCCUCCAGGUCCCGUUGGAGUACCAGGUGAUGCUGGAAGGAGAGGAGAGGCUGGCUCAAGAGGACCUGUUGGCCCACCUGGCUCAGCUGGAAAGAGAGGACUAGUGGGACCUCAAGGACCAAGAGGAGAUAAGGGUGACCUUGGAGAUCAUGGAGAGAGGGGGCAGAAGGGUCAUCGUGGCUUCACUGGUCUGCAGGGUCUUCCUGGACCUCCAGGUACCACAGGUGAGCAGGGAGCUCCAGGAAUCGUUGGACCAGGCGGGCCAAGGGGGCCUCCUGGACCUAUUGGACCUCCUGGAAAAGAAGGAUACAUUGGUCUGCCCGGACCCAUGGGACCUCCUGGAACUCGUGGACUCAGCGGAGAAAUUGGACCCGAGGGCCCUCCAGGAGAGUCUGGACCCGCCGGCCCCCCUGGUCCCCCAGGACCCCCCAUGGCUGCUAUGGAUGACCUGUUUGGCGGCCUUCACGAUUACGACUCUGGCCCUCCUCCUCCUCCUGAGUUCAGCGAGGACGAGGCUAUGCCCAACAGCAACUCCUCCACCAUCUUGGCCGUGGACCCCGGCGUGCAGGCCACCCUGAAGGCCCUCAGCAGCCAGAUCAACAGCAUGAAGAGCCCCGACGGCAGCAAGAAACACCCAGCCAGGACCUGUGACGACCUGAAGAGGUGCUACCCCAUGAAGAAGAGCGGUGAGUACUGGGUGGAUCCAAACCAAGGCAGUGUGGAGGACGCCAUCAAAGUGCACUGCAACAUGGACUCCGGAGAGACCUGCAUCUCUGCCAACCCGGCCAGCAUUCCUCGUAAAGUGUGGUGGAGCGCUUCCAGGAACAAACCUGUGUGGUUCGGAGCUGACAUCAACAGUGGAACACAUUUCGCUUAUGGCAACAAAGAGCAGCCGGCUAACUCGGUCACAGUUCAGAUGACUUUCAUCCGCCUGCUCUCCAAAGAGGCCUCCCAGACCAUCACCUACCACUGCAAGAACUCAGUGGGCUACAAGGACGAGAAGAAUGGCAACUACAAGAAAGCUGUGAUCCUCAAAGGCUCCAAUGACCUGGAGCUCAAAGCAGAGGGAAACAACCGCUUCAGAUACACAGUGGUGGAGGACUCCUGCUCGCAAGCAAAUGGCCGGUGGGGCAAGACAGUGUUUGAGUACAGGACACAGAAAACAGCAAGACUUCCUAUUGUGGACAUUGCCCCCGUGGACAUUGGUGGCUCGGAUCAAGAGUUCGGCGUCGACAUCGGGCCCGUGUGCUUCUUGUAAAACCGUCAGCAGGGACGCAUGGAGGAGAAUCCUGAGACUAUUGAACUAACAAGCUGACGCGAUCAGCCACAUUGUACAUACGAGUACUGAGGACUAUUGUGGCCCUGUGGCAAGAUAUUUAUUGUGCCUUCAACCCAGAUCAAGACAUCGAAGAUUUGUAAGUUAGGAUGAAUGUUUGAAAUUGACUUAAAAAGAAAUUGGUACAAAUCAGAAUCAUUCCUCUGUCUUCUUGUGUAUGUUUGACUUUAAGCAUGACGCAUUCAAUGCUAACCUUUCAUAGUUUAAUUUAGUCCUGACGAUUUGACUAUUUCAUACCGUAAAUUUGCCAAAGAUUUAACACUACAGAGGCUUUAAAUAGUAACUGCUGUUUAUAGGCUGAAAGAUCCCACCGAAGCUACGUUAAAUGUUGUUCUGCCACUUCUAUUUUUUACAAAUUUGUCUUUUACUUUAUUGUUCUAAAUGUUUGAAUAUAAGACAACAUUGUGGUGCUAUAGAGGAAACACACAGCCGAUGAUGCCUUCACUGGCGCAGGUAUUUUCCAGAGGCAGUUUUGAUGAACCAAUGUCUGUAUCCAGUUGCUUGGACCUCUGUACCGACAAACGUGGAACAUUAAAAGACACAUUAAGACUGUCCCUUCCUCAGUGUUAGCUACCUCGUCACCCGGACGGAGAACCGAUGACACUACAUGUACAUCUUUUUUUUCACAGGUGCUGUUUUGUAAGUAGUGUGAUCCUUGUGAACUUCUCCCGGCUGCGCGGUACAGGGCAGGGUUUGGGGAUACCAAUAAAGAUCUUUCUGUCGACGACGGAGAGGUGAAUGAGGUGUCGUGUGAGUGGUGUGUGGUGAUUUGUAACUUGUUUUUUUUUCCUGUAGAUUCAAUAUCGUACAGUUAAAGGUAGCAUAGGAGAUUGGAUUUUUAUGCAUGUCAGUUGCCCCCUUUUCAGUAUCCUGGACGUAUAUGCUCUUGAACUCCUUUUUUAUAACCAGUUUUUUUUUUUUUUAUAUAGAUAAGGUGGCUGUGAGUGCCUGUUUGCUUUGUAUUUCUUGCUAUGCAACAAAUUAAACAAAACGCUUGUUAAUCCC